This is a messenger RNA of Anastrepha obliqua, 797 nucleotides long. It is a transcript of the gene Blos2, whose product is annotated as biogenesis of lysosome-related organelles complex 1 subunit 2. Gene Ontology annotation, cellular component: BORC complex; gamma-tubulin complex; BLOC-1 complex. The coding region runs from base 256 to 738 and encodes 160 amino acids. Gene Ontology annotation, molecular function: gamma-tubulin binding. Lineage: Eukaryota; Metazoa; Arthropoda; Insecta; Diptera; Tephritidae. The transcript is spliced from 3 exons. Gene Ontology annotation, biological process: endosomal transport; lysosome localization. The record is from RefSeq and is a predicted model, not a curated record.
AGCAAAGUAUUAUUUAUAUCGGCAAUUUUGAAAAUCUUCACAAGCGGUUAUAAUUGAAUGAAGAUAUUUUCCUUAUUAUCAAAACUUGAGCAAUUUCAAAUGACUCUCUUUAUUAGCUAGGCAAAUAUCUGUGGAAAGAGCAUUUCUUUCAUUCACAAGUGAAAGAUAGAAAAGUAAAGAAACAAACCUAAGAGUUUGUCAAUACAUGUAAAGUUUGAGUUAGAAUUAUUGCAAAAUAUUUACACUUCAUUUACGAUGGAUAAAAAUGAAGAAAUUAUUGUCGACGCGACUGCGUCUCAAAUUUCACAGGAACAUAACGCAUUACUUGAUUCCCCGAUUCGAGGUCCCACACUGUCAACAAGUACAUCAAGUUUCGAAGCAUUGGAUCCGCAUGAUCCUAAUUUAAGCAAAUUAGCAACAAAAAUGUUUCGAAAAACGGAGGAAUAUAUUAGCAACGAAUUGAAUGCGCCCCUUGAAGACUACAAGUUAUUGGAGGAAAUGAAUAAAGCUACUGUGGCUAAAUAUUCAGAUAUGCAGCAAAUAGCUGAAAACCUCAGUGUGUCUACUAAUGAAUUAAGCAUAAAAUUUCAACUAUUGGUCCCUCUUAUGAAGCAAAUUGAUGAAAUAUCAGAUACAGUGGAUAAGUUGGAAGCUGCCGCUUACAAAUUGGAUGCUUACAGUAUUGCACUUGAAAAUCGGGUAAAAUCAGUACUCCAACGAAAAUCAACAAUACAUUAAAACUUUAUUGUAAUUAAUAUAAAUAUUUAGAUUUAUUAAAGAAAUUAAAGCAAACUAAA